Messenger RNA from Leptonychotes weddellii (Weddell seal), 2307 nucleotides. It is a transcript of the gene VAMP1, whose product is annotated as vesicle associated membrane protein 1. The record is from RefSeq and is a predicted model, not a curated record. Gene Ontology annotation, cellular component: membrane. Gene Ontology annotation, biological process: vesicle-mediated transport. NCBI's taxonomy places the organism in Eukaryota, Metazoa, Chordata, Mammalia, Carnivora, Phocidae.
UGAGAGGAGAGCUGGGAUUGGCCAACUUGCAGGGGCGGGGCGGGCUCGGCCUUAGUCGGGCUCUGCUUCGGGACGGGCGCCUGUCCUGGGCGUCUAUUGGGCUGCGGGAUUGUCAACGUUACUGGGAGGCGUGGCCGACGCUAAUAAAGUGUGGGACCCGCGCGGCAGCUGCGGUAAGUUCCACCGCAGCUAGAGCUCCGGGUGGUCGGGUGGGGGCGGAGCUUGGCGGCUCCGUAGACUUAAGCCGCAGCGUUUCCCCGGCCGGGUAUCUGGCCGCAGCCUCAGGAGACAAGACGGAUCCUUCAACCGUCACAGAAAUGUCUGCUCCAGCUCAGCCACCCACUGAAGGGGCAGAAGGGACUGCCCCAGGAGGGGGUCCCCCUGGCCCUCCUCCUAAUACGACCAGUAACAGACGACUACAACAAACCCAGGCACAAGUGGAGGAAGUGGUGGACAUCAUGCGUGUGAAUGUGGACAAGGUCCUGAAGAGGGAUGAGAUACUGUCACAGCUGGAUGACCGAGCUGAUGCCUUGCAGGUGGGAGCGUCACAAUUUGAGAGCAGUGCUGCCAAGCUAAAGAGGAAGUAUUGGUGGAAAAACUGCAAGAUGAUGAUCAUGCUGGGAGCUAUCUGUGCCAUCAUCGUGGUAGUUAUUGUAAUCUACUUUUUUACUUGAGAAUGUGCCACCCCUUCCCUGUUCUCCAUUGCCAUCGAGACUCAUAUCCCUCUCCCUCUGUUUGCUCUCUCAACGAACGUCCCCGUCUACCUUCCUCCACCCUGUCCUGGCUUCUCCAUCGCCCAUUCCUCCGUUUCUGUUGCUUUCAUUUGCACUGGGUCCCUCAACACUAGAAAUGCUGCUCCUGGCACAGUCUCGAAGUAACUCCCCGAAGAACCGUAGGUGGCACCUCCCUCCCCUCUUCUUAUGUACUCUCAGCUUCCCCCAAAGCCAAAAAGAGUUGGAGGCCAAGAGAAGAGGAAGGCAUGUAGCCGCGGUGACAUGCCCAAGAAGGUGCCAAGAUUGGGGGAGGAGAAGGGUGUUGGUGCCCAUGGUGUCACCAGGAAAGGCCAGGCUGCUGGAGGGGGCUGGGAACAGCGGGGAGAAUGGCAGCUCAUUCAGGACUGCCCUGGUCACUUGGGGCUCUUCUCCUAGGCCAGGCCUCAGAAGAGCGUGAGGUGGGCCCAAAGUCCAACUUGGUUCUGUGGUAGUACCCUUUCAGAAAGUCAAAUCUGUUUUUGUGGUUAUUUCUGAUCUAUUAGUCUGAGAUUUUCGGUGUCGUCAGGGAUCUUACGGCCUUUUGCUUUGUUUCCUGGAGACCUACAGAACACACAUUAAUUGCAAAAGGACCGGCUUCAUUCCCAUCUUAGAAGCAGCCCCCUAAGCUCAUUACUACAAGGGGCUGUCUCUCGUUCACAUUUUCUGCAGCAUUCUGUAUUGUUCAUGAGAGCACUAAAUAAUUUCAUAUAGCCAAAGCUGGAGACUCUGAGUUAGUUUUAAUUGUUGGCACAGAUAAAGAGAGAACGAGUGUUAAUUAUAGAGAGACAACGAGUCAAGGGCCUAAUUUGAGAAUAACAAGCUCAGAGGAAGCCACUUGUUGCCUGUUUGUUGGGGAGGGUCCUGCUCCUCCCUGCCCGUUGAUAACGUGUGAGGUGUUAGAAAUGAGGAUCCUUGGGCCCUUGGGGACUCCUCUCCUCUACACCCUUCCCAUGUACUUAGCAAAGACAGGGAUGAAGCAGGAGGUCCUUCCUGAGGCUGGCCGAUUCUGAGUAUUCCGAGAAGUCCAGUAUACCCGCCAACCCGGUCUUGGGUGGGAGGCGGGACCGUCUGUGGACAGGUGUGCAUGUGCACUGCUGUGCUGUCAUGGGCCCUCUUAUCUAGAGCCACCUGUCUGUUCUUCCUGCACUGUGUUCCCCUUCUAAACCACUGGUACCCUUCUGAAUUCCACUUUGCCUCCUUUCCUUUCCUCUCUGCAUGGUUUGUGGGGGCAGACAGUGGAACCUGAGGAUGGGAGGCCAAGGCUGGGCUUCAGGAUAGCGUGUGGAGUGGAACAGAUCCAGGUGUGAGGGGAGGAAGGAGGCUGGGAGCAGCAAGGGGGAACACCCAUGACCCCUUAUUCCUCCCAUCCUCCAGCCCACAAGCAGGAAGAGGCUGAGGCCAGGCCGGGCCGGGUCUGGAUGCUCGCUUUCCAUGCAGCAGCAUUUCAUUGUGCAAAACCAUCCUUCCUCUCCCUUUACCCUUUUCCCACAUUCCCUUCGUCCUGCCCCAGGGCAGGACUGAAGAGCUGGAAGAAAGCAGUCAGUGUACCCUCCCA